CUUCACUAUCAGUUUAUCAAUCGCAUCUCAAUGUUUCUUCUACACCAAUGUCUGUAGACAAUUCUCUCGAAAGAAAGGUUAAAGAUGUGACUGCCGGUUUCGUGGGAGGCGCUACCCAGGUGCUUAUCGGCCAGCCAUUCGAUCUUGUCAAGAUCAGAUUGCAGACCCUGUCGCAACACGCCAGUUCGGCCUCCAUCAUCAAAUCGGUUCUCCAGAACGAAGGACUUUCGGCGUUCUACAAGGGAACGUUGGCGCCGCUUGUGGGUGUCGGCGCGUGUGUGUCGUUGCAGUUCUACGGGUUUCACGAGUCAAAACGUUACAUUCUCCAAAAGUACAACCAGACCCAAUUGAACCUUUGGCCUCAAACAUACAUUUGUGGAGCGUUGGCCGGUAUCAUCAACACCCCGGUGACGACGCCGGUGGAACAAUUGCGGAUCUUGUCGCAGUCCAAAACCAGUAAAACUAGUGUCAGUCAACUUGUUGGACAAAUUUACAGAGAAAAUGGAGCCAGAGGGCUUUUUCGGGGUUUCAACAUCACGCUUCUACGGGAAAUUCAAAGUUACGGCGUGUGGUUUCUUGCCUACGAGCUGACGAUCCAGCUGCUCCUCAGUGUGCGUGGCUACAGCUCUCGAAAUGAGAUUUCGACUCCAGAAUUGCUCUUUAGUGGAGCAUUGGCAGGAAACCUCCUAUGGCUCAGUGCGUAUCCAUUGGACGUGCUCAAGUCAAACGUGCAGAGCGACGGGUUUGCUAAUUCCAAGUUUCGGGGCAGUUCUGUGUCUGCUGCCAAACACAUUUAUGCAACGGCAGGCUUGAGAGGGUUCUGGAAGGGAAUAGGACCAUGUCUCUUGAGGGCCACGCCGUGUUCGGCCGGAACGUUUGCGUCUGUGGAGCUUGCUUUGCGGUUGCUUGGGUGAGAAGAGGUUUGUUCAAUUAUGGAUUACACUCAUAUACUUCUAUAGACAACAAUACAUG
Yamadazyma tenuis ATCC 10573 is the source of this 972-nucleotide messenger RNA. The record is from RefSeq and is a predicted model, not a curated record. Lineage: Eukaryota; Fungi; Ascomycota; Pichiomycetes; Serinales; Debaryomycetaceae.